GCACGGGAGGAACGUUCAACGUGAAUUCCGUGAGAUCAGGAUAAAACUGAAUGCUUCCGUACAAGGAAUGAAAACUAAUCGUAUUAUGCAUCAACCUUGGAGUCCAGUUGUCAAAGCAAAGCCACGACUCGUCAUUUAAUGCAUGUCAACAGAGGGGAUUUCUAAAAGAGACCGCCGACCGAAGAGUAACGCCAAGAGGUCCAAGUUAGUUAGCUAAGAUGUAAGAGUAAUACACAUUUAGACAAUAUCGAUGGAAUUUGUGGCAUGGUGCAGUCUUAAAUGCGGUGGUCAUGGAGUGUCGGGCUUUUUGCGGAAUUUACCAAAUCUGCAUUGUUUUUGUCAUGUUUUGGUUAUACCCCCUCCAUUGCAGAGGAAGUUGGAUGUGGCUGGGCAUUACGUCUGUUGGAGUACCAGAGAAGAUGGGAUGCGCAAAUCUACCGCUCACAAAUAAACAAAAGGAUCUCUGUAGGAAAAAGCCAUAUCUCUUACCGAGCAUCAAGGACGGUGCGCGCCUCGGGAUUUCCGAGUGCCAGACGCAGUUUAAGCACGAGCGGUGGAACUGCUCCACGACGAAAGAGGUGUCGGUGUUCGGGUACGAGUUAACCAGCGGGACAAAGGAGACGGCCUUUAUCUACGCGGUGAUGGCGGCGGGCCUGGUGCACGCGGUGACCCGCGCCUGCAGCUCGGGCAACGUGACGGAGUGCUCAUGCGACACGACCCUGCAGGGCAGCGGCUCGCCCAGCGAGGGCUGGCACUGGGGCGGCUGCUCCGACGACAUCCGCUACGGCACCUGGCUCAGCCGCCGCUUCGCCGACGGCUCCGCCGGCAACGCCUCCGCCAAGGGCAGCGACGCCCUGAUCGCUGUCAACCAGCACAACAGCGAGGCCGGCCGCCAGGCCGUGGCGAGCACGAUGUCCACCGACUGCCGCUGCCACGGUGUGUCGGGCUCGUGCGCGGUGAAGACGUGCUGGCGCAGCAUGGCGCCCUUCGAGCGCGUGGGCGCCUGGCUGAAAGAGCGCUACGAGGCCAGCGUGCUGGUGCAGGCCCGCGGCGGGCGCAAGGUGCGGCGCAGGGAGAAGGCCCGGCGGCGGGCGCCCGUCGGCAAGGACGAGCUCGUCUUCCUCAACAAGUCGCCCAACUACUGCCUGGAGGACCGCCGCCUGGGCGUGUCCGGGACGCGGGGCCGCCGCUGCAGCCGCGCCUCGGCCGGGCCCGACGGCUGCAACCUGCUGUGCUGCGGGCGCGGGUACAACACCCACGUGGUGCGGCGCGUGGAGCGCUGCGACUGCAAGUUCGUCUGGUGCUGCUACGUGCGCUGCCGCCGCUGCGAGAGCAUGAACGACAUGCACACCUGCAAGUAG
Megalops cyprinoides (Indo-Pacific tarpon) is the source of this 1361-nucleotide messenger RNA. Its product is annotated as protein Wnt-16-like. The record is from RefSeq and is a predicted model, not a curated record. Lineage: Eukaryota; Metazoa; Chordata; Actinopteri; Elopiformes; Megalopidae. Gene Ontology annotation, molecular function: cytokine activity; frizzled binding. Gene Ontology annotation, cellular component: extracellular region. The coding region runs from base 291 to 1361 and encodes 356 amino acids. Gene Ontology annotation, biological process: cell fate commitment; canonical Wnt signaling pathway; neuron differentiation. The transcript is spliced from 4 exons.